CAGAGCGCGUCAGGCUGGGCAGUCAGGCUGCCCAGAGUAGCCUCUGCGGUGGACCCCACCAGCGCUCCCGGCCAAGUCUGCACUUCUCUCCGAACCCUCGGGCCCCCGCAGCCUCGGAAAGAGGCCACUUCGGGCCGGGCGCCCGUUCCACAGGCAGACCUGCAACCCGGAAAGGCGGUGCGGCGGAGCCCAAAGCCGGAUCCUGCUCGGACCUGGCCCCCGCGGGCCGGAGCCGCGGGCAUGUCGGAGGCGCGGAAGGGGCCGGACGAGUCGGAUGAGACCCAAUAUGACUCGGGCAUCGAGUCUCUACGCUCUCUACGCUCCCUGCCCGAGCCCACCCCCGCCCCAGCCUCUCGGCCCUCUGACGGCGGAGGCCCCCAGCCCUGGACCCAUCCUCCGGGAACCGCCAAGGAGCCACAGGAGAAGGAAGACACAGAUGGGGAGAGGGCUGACUCCACCUAUGGCUCCUCAUCGCUCACCGAGCCCCUGACCUUUCUGGGGAGCCUCGAGACCGAAAACCCAUCCCCAGGCUCGCCGCUUCCCCCAGCGGGAGCCCUGAGCCCUCAGCAGCUGGAAGCACUCACUUACAUCUCAGAGGACGGAGACACGCUGGUCCACCUGGCAGUGAUUCACGAGGCCCCAGCUGUGCUGCUCUGUUGCCUGGCUUUGCUGCCCCAGGAGGUCCUGGACAUUCAGAACAACCUUUACCAGACAGCACUCCAUCUGGCUGUACAUCUGGACCAGCCAGGUACAGUUCGGGCCCUGGUGCUGAAGGGAGCCAGCCGGGUGCUCCAGGACCGGCAUGGUGACACAGCUCUGCAUGUGGCCUGCCAGCGCCAGCAUCUAGCCUGUGCCCGCUGUCUGUUGGAGGGGCGGCCAGAGCCAGGCAGAGGACCACCUCACUCCCUGGACCUCCAGCUGCAAAACUGGCAAGGUCUGGCGUGUCUCCACAUCGCUACCCUACAGAGGAACCAGCCACUCUUGGAACUGCUGCUUGAAAACGGAGCUGACAUUGACACACAGGAGGGUACAAGUGGGAAGACAGCACUGCACCUGGCCGUGGAGACCCAGGAGCAGGGUCUGGUGCAGUUCCUACUCCAUGCUGGUGCCCGGGUAGAUGCCCGCAUGCUCAACGGGUGCACACCCCUGCACCUUGCGAUGGGCCGGGGCCUCAGCAGCAUCUCAUCCACUCUGUGCAAGGCAGGUGCAGACUCCCUGCUACGGAAUGUGGAGGAUGAGACUCCCCAGGACCUGGCUGAGGAGCUCUUUAGUAUUUUGCUCUUCGAUGACCUGAAGAUCUCUGGGAAGCCACUACUGUGCUGACUGAAGCCAGGGCAGGGUCUGGAGCCUUAGAGGCUUCACCUCUUCCCAUCUGGAAGCUGGAGCCACAGUUGCUGCAGCUUGGGCCCCAGCAGUGUGCCCUUAUGGUGUCAUGGGGACUGCUGAGGCCAGCCAGCACAGUCCUGAGCUGAGAGGAAGGAUUGCAAGUGAGAGAGAGCCAGCCUGGAAGGAAGCGCUUCCCAGGUGGACGGAGCUUCUUGGAAGACCCCCACCCCAGGUAUCCUGGGUGAAGCCUGUUUCUCUCUAUGGAAGAUGGCAUGGGCUCUUGUUUCUACCCACAUUGGGUCUCCCUGAAACUGCCAACCAGUAGGAAAACAUGGACUCUCCUGAAUGAGGAGAGAAGCUGAAAUACGAGCAGGCAGGGCCCUGAGUGGCUCCAUCUCACUGCUAUGAGGACUCUUAAACACUGGUGUUCAAAGACUUCACACAGAAGGCCCAGAAUGGAGCCUUGGGAAAGGGGAAGUUUCAAUAACAUGACACUAAAACAGUAAAGACUUUUAAAAGGUUUUA
Molecule: messenger RNA, 1851 nt
Organism: Hipposideros armiger (great roundleaf bat)
Lineage: Eukaryota; Metazoa; Chordata; Mammalia; Chiroptera; Hipposideridae
Gene: NFKBIE
Product: NFKB inhibitor epsilon
Exons: 6
Coding region: 241-1323 (360 amino acids)
Biological process (GO): cellular response to tumor necrosis factor
Cellular component (GO): cytosol
Molecular function (GO): NF-kappaB binding
Source: RefSeq, a predicted model, not a curated record